Messenger RNA from Panicum hallii, 4055 nucleotides. RefSeq names its product protein LONGIFOLIA 1-like. NCBI's taxonomy places the organism in Eukaryota, Viridiplantae, Streptophyta, Magnoliopsida, Poales, Poaceae. The transcript has 5 exons. Bases 1153 to 3876 code for a protein of 907 amino acids. The record is from RefSeq and is a predicted model, not a curated record. Gene Ontology annotation, biological process: regulation of monopolar cell growth.
GCCACGAGGAAAAUAGCGUGACCAGAAUCAUUCUGUUACUCUCCCUGACGAUCGGCAGUUCGGCUUCGGCACACAGUUUCUUACGGUUGAAAGCAUCAAAUCAUCAUCAGUUUCCUAUUGCCCAGGCACCGGAUACUGGUUUACUGGAUAGGCUAACCUCUGAUCCAGAAACGGCGAGCACGCUCUGCCGCUCGACCGAUCGUCCGCAACGUGAUCCACACACACAAUAAACUGCUCGGAUAAAUCCAGCAUGGUGCUCUGGGAAGCUGCACAUGCCCGUGGCCUGGCCUCCGGCGCACCGAUCGGGAUGGAGGAAACGGAACAGAAUCGCCCACCCGGAGGUAGAGCAAGAAGAAAGGAGGAGCUGAUCCGGCACGCGGCCCGACCCGGCCACCGAGCUCGCCGUAUGCGGAUGCGGCGGCUUGGCUUUCUCUGCUCCUUCCAUGAACGGCCGAGGAUGGGGAUGAAUCUGGUAAGGGUGAGACCGAGACCUACCCCUUCCGAUGCCGCUGUUGCCGGGGGACCAGCGACGCCGCCGAACAGAGAGAGCACGGCCAGCGCUGCUGCCGGUGACCACGAGUCCGCGCCAUCCUUGACAUUCCCUGCCCCUCCUCCCGGUCCACGCUCGCGGCUGAAACCCGGUGGAUGACGACGGGGAUGCAGCAUGCCUGACAGCCAUCACAUGCCCGCGCCCACAAUGAUCAAACAAGCCCACAUGGCUUGUUCACCGGUGUUGUGCAUUGCGGUGCUGGUACAGGGCCAGCCACGACCCCCCUCGCACUGCACGGACGACACAUCCAUUCUCUCUCUCUCUCUCUCUCUCUCUCUCUCUCUCUCAUAAAUUCACGGCGCCUCUUCUCUCUCCCUCCUCGUGACAUAGCUGAUGAGCUGCCCACGAGAAACAUUCCUCUCAACUCUGAGUCAGUCCACCCAUAGACCAUGCUCCAGAGAGAGAGAGAGAGAGAAACAAAACAGAAAGAGAGAGCUCUGUAGUCUGCACGCGCUUUCUCUUCGGGCUGCGAAGUUCUUGCUGCUCUGGCACAGAUAAACCUCAGCCGCCAAUGGCACAGAGUCCAAGGUGAUCGAUACCUCAGCUUCCGAAGGAGCUUCCUUGCACCAGCGGUGGGCUGUUUGAGGAAGAGCUACUCGGAAAUGCCGGCUAGAAUGGCGGAGUUCUCCCAGGAGGUGAAGAAAGACUUUGACCGGCAGAUGGGGUGCAUGGCCGGCAUGUUCCAGAUCUUCGACCGUCGCCGCCUUCUCACUGGCCGACAACGUGGCGGCAGCCCUGGGACCGGGAACGAACUGCCUUCAGGCCAUGAUCUUCCAGGCAGCAGCAUUUAUGCCCCGGUGUAUAAUUCAGCUCAUCCAAACACCACUCCGGAGAAAUCGUUCAGCAAAAGUACGACGGAGAACAGUAUCCUCUCAAUGGAAUCAUCGAGGGUAUCUUCAUCUUCGUCAUCCUGCUCUUCAUUAUCAUCCCUGGACGGCAGCAAACCAGUACAGCAGGAGCUCCCUUACAUCAACGAGGAGCUUGUUGAGGGAAGGACAGUGAGGAACUCACGAAGCUUAAAGUCCUCCAAUAAAGUGGUUAAAUCUAAACAGAGAAAUACUGAUUUUAGAGAUGUCGUAAAGGACUCAAUAAGCCGGGACUCUGGCGUCCUAACCAUCAAGACCACAACGAUGGCGCAGAGAAAUGGAUUGCACAAAGACUCACCAAGGCCGCUGCUGAUAUCCAAAUCAACAGAUGGAACUUACGUGAUUGCGAUCGAUAGGAGCAGUGGGCUUCCAGCAUAUGUUGGUGAACCUAGCAGGCAGCCACGUUUCUCAUGUGAUGAUCGACAGAUGCUGCAGCAGGCAGAAGCUCAAGAUAGCCAGAUGCCUUCAUCAAAGCUCAGGGAGCUUCCUAGGUUGUCCUUGGACAGUACGAAAGAGUCUGUCAGGCCAAGUUCGCAUCUGAAUGACUUUGGUUAUGCAAAAGCCGAUGACAGCCUCAUUGAUAAUUUGAAGAGCCAAGCAUCCCCGGGCCAUCGACGGGCAAGCAGUGUCAUUGCCAAACUCAUGGGGUUGGAAGAGACUCUAGAUAGCUCUGGGCCUGCAAGAUCACACAGACAAGCACAUGACAUUCAAAAUGGUCACCCGUCACAAAUCCCCAGGAGUAUCUGCCCUGAUUCCAGUGUAUCACAGCCGAUGGUUCAGCCUCCUAUACUGAAAACCUGUGAAGUCAGAUUUGUCCCUGAAGCUGCCCCUUUGAAGCAGCGGGAGAGAGGUAUAACAAGAUACAAUGAUGAAGCAAGGCCAAGAUCUGCAUCCACCUAUAAUGACAUGGAGAGAAGGCUCAGGCAUCUCGCAUUAUCUGAAUGCAAUAAGGACUUGAGGGCUCUCAGGAUACUUGGCAAUUUGCACGCAAAGCACACACCAUUCGAGAGAGAUUACAAUGCCAGAUUAUUGCCCAUUCAGAAGGCAACCGCUGAAGGAAACAACACUACUGCUCAAGAUCUCCAGUCUCCAGUUGUGAUCAUUAAACCGGCAAGAGGAAUCAUGAGACCAAAUGCUUCAGUUGCUUCCCUUGCAGGACCAAAAGUCCACAGAAAGUUGCAGCAUGAAGAGCGUCCUUUCACCAGGAAGAGUGACAACAGUGACAGGAAGAAGACUCAUCCUCACCAUGGAAGAGUUCAUUCUAGGGCAGAGGAAGCUGUUGGCAGCACAAACUCACCAUCGCCUUCUAGAUUGUUGAGCCCAAGACUUGUUCAGAAGAAGUCAGACUGUGGAAGGAUCCCUCGCUUGUCAGUCCCACCAAUGUCUCCAGGCAAGACACCCGAUGAAGUAGUGUCCCCAAGAGUCAGACUAAGGGCAAGGGCUGCACAAGCAAAUAAUAUCUGCCGUGAUGAUAAGAUGUCAAUGAUUCCUGAAAGUAGAAUUAGUUUAUCCAAGCAUGUUGAUAUGGGCAUUAUCGAUUAUCCAAAUCUUAAUGUCAACACAUCAUGCAGCCAUCAAAGCAAUACAGUUUCAAAGUUGAAUAAUGAGGAACCACCACCAAUCCUAUCAUCUAACAAGAAAAACAUCCAUCCACUGGAGAACAUACCAAGUCCUAUAUCAGUCCUUGAUGCCAUGUUCUGUCAAGAUGGGUUGUCACCUUCUUUGAGGAACAUAUCAAAUUCUUUCCAAGAUGUUUCGACACAUACACUGGAUGAGUGCUGGAACCCAGUAAGCCUCCCUGACACACCAAUAUUGAAGAAAAAUUGUGAGGGUGACCAUAAACUACCAGAAAACAUGACAGCCCUUAUCCAAAAGCUUGAGCUCUUGCAAUUGUUGAGUGAUGAGGCUCCAAGCACAAAUGACAAUUUGUUAAUGGACACUGCCAAUAAAGACCGCCAUUACAUUUAUGAGAUACUCUCAGCAUCAGGCCUCCUGCACAGUGAACUAGGCUCCAGGAUGAUGCCCUGUCAGUUCCAGCUGCCAAGCUACCCAAUCAACACCGGGGUUUUCCUUAUCCUUGAGCAAGCAAAACCAGCCGCAGGAAAGCUUCACCGCAAGCUCAUUUUCGAUCUUACAAAUGAGCUCAUUGCUCAGAAAAUACGCAAUGGUGGUUCAGUGAGACAACCACUGCAGUUGUUUCGAUGUAAGAAAUCAAGUGGAUUGCAUCUUUUCAAGGAAUUAUGCUCAGAGAUUGAAAUACUCCAAUCUGAGGCCUCAAUAAUAAGACUCUCUGAAGAGGAAGAGGAAGAGAGCAAGCCGGCAAAGAAUGCAGUAGAUGAAAUGGGAAAAUGGAAGAGUUUUGACAGCGAGCUACAAGGGAUGGUUCUGGACAUUGAAAGAUACAUCUUUAAGAAUCUCAUUGACGAGGUAAUAAAUGGUGAAGCCAUGAGAAAGGUGUAAUUUAGGAAUUGGAUAAAGAGGCAGUUGUCUUUGAGAAUUAUGCAGACUAAACAAGUUAGUUUGUUUUCCUGUUUUCCAUGAAGCUGACCUGAUGGUAAAUGUAAUGUAAUUUUAGCAGCUGUAACAAAUAAGUUGUACAAGUACAUACUACUGAAGAAUAAAGUCUCCUGUACAAAGAA